UAUCAUACAACUAGUAGCUAUAAUUUAUUGUUGGUUAUAUCCAGUUAAUUAUUUAAUUGUAUCACUGGCUAGUUUUCAUAUUGUAAUUGUCGUUUCACAAUUGAUAAUAUAUUUGAUGACAUUUCCUGAUAAGUCAUGGAUAAGAUUUUGGAACAGUCUCUCUACAUCCCUGUGCCGACCAUUUGGCAAUCCUGAGACACCAAUUGAAAAUGCAUCAGCCGUACCGCUACUAUGUGUCGGUAUAUUUGAUUUACAAUAUAAUAACCGGACAGCCAAUGAAACAGUUGCCGACUUGUUGUCCAUAAUAAUUGGUGUAAUUAUGUUAUUACAGUAUUUCAUGGGUAUGUUUACCCAAAGCAUUGAUCUCUGUUGUUGUAUAUCAUGUGGAAUUUUUCUACUUAUACCGUUACAAUUGUCGGCAAUGAUAAUAAGCUAUGCUAAUAUGUCAAAUAAUAAAAACAUAUUGGCAUUGGGUAUUAUACAAACAAUUAGUAUCAUAUUUGAGCUAUUGAUAGCUUUGACAACUAUUGGCGAUACCGGUUGGGGUAGGUUUUAUUGGUUUGUCCGCAAUAUAGUGGUCAGACCAUUUGGCGUACACAGCUAUAAUGGCAAUCAGUAUACACCUAUUAUUUAA
Oppia nitens is the source of this 634-nucleotide messenger RNA. RefSeq lists its product as uncharacterized. Lineage: Eukaryota; Metazoa; Arthropoda; Arachnida; Sarcoptiformes; Oppiidae. The record is from RefSeq and is a predicted model, not a curated record. The coding region runs from base 116 to 634 and encodes 172 amino acids. The transcript is spliced from 5 exons.